Carassius gibelio (silver crucian carp) is the source of this 2689-nucleotide messenger RNA. RefSeq lists its product as uncharacterized. Lineage: Eukaryota; Metazoa; Chordata; Actinopteri; Cypriniformes; Cyprinidae. The transcript has 4 exons. The record is from RefSeq and is a predicted model, not a curated record. The coding region runs from base 1739 to 2554 and encodes 271 amino acids.
UCGCCGCCAUAUUGGAUCGGGCAACUCUCAAAACUCUCACAUCAGGACAGAAGAAAACACACCUGACUCAUCGACAGAUUGGACACCUACAAACCGUCACACGAUAAUAAAAACAGAUCUCGGGGUCUUAUCUUCCACAGCCAUUUGCAAACAGGACAAGGACAGCGUUAAGGAAAGCUGAGGAAAGCUGUUCUCAGAGACGAGACUAUUCCUCCACAGACUAGUGUUGUGUUUGUACUAAACCCAGAGCAGCCCUGAAUGAAUCGACAGAAUGACCAGCUCAUAUUCUAAUACUAUAGACUGCAUUGAUUCAGAAUCAAUUUCGAGAAGCACACACACAUACAUAUAUACAUAUAUAUAUAUAUAUAUAUACAUAAAUGCUGUUUAAAAUGAAAUGUAAAGUGAAAUGUUAUCAUGCUAAGGAUCUGACUGAAAGCCGGUGACUCCACAGUAGAGACAGGUGCAUGUUUUCAACAAUGUUUCACCUGUAUGAGAAAAACAUACAGAGAAUCACUUAAGACACUUUGCUGUAGACCCAUUCCACAUAAUAAUAUUCAUUAAAACUGUAUGUUAACACGUAGGAGCUUGCUGCAUGAAUCCGUGAGUAGGCUACAGUUUACAAAUCCAUGGGAACGGAUUGCAAAAGUGUGCGCGCAGAUUAUGAAUUCGUGGGUACCGAGGGUACCAGUUUAUAAAUACCUUGAUGUUGUUUGGACGCAAGAACCGUGUGUGUGUGUGUGUGUGUGUGUGUGUGUGUGUGUGUGUGUGUGUGUGUGUGUGUGUGUGUGUGUGUGUGUGUGUCUCCUGUCCGUCCUGCAGUGAACAGUCCACCUGGAUGUUCCCGUGUUUGGCUCCUGGGAUGAUCUGAAUCCUCUCAAAGUCCCUCCCCAGGAUGAUGACGUCACAGUCAGAGUAGUAUGCCUGUCCCACGAGCCCCGGACAAAACAACACACACAGUCUGACACUGAUAAUCACAGAGAGUUCUACAUAUCAUCUGAAUGUGAUGUUUUGUUACGUUUUUAUUUAUUUUUUUAAAUCGAAGAAUCAGAGUUUUAAAUGUUUUCAUUUACGGUUAAUAAUCUCUGCUGCUGCUGUUACACUCACAGUCACCAACAGCUUGAAUCAUCCGGACUUUUUGAGUCAAAUAUUUUGGCAAAUUUUUUUUAGCAUUUUUAUUUUAUAUUAGUUCUUAACAUAUCAGACAGUAUCUGCCUUCAUUUUGCAUGCAUGAUUCGUGAAACGCGCUAAUUCGGAGUCCCGAUCUGAAUCAAAUGUUUUGAACUCGCUCCGAAGCCCCGAUCAAAUGAUUCGCGAAACGCGCUUCGGAGUCCCGAUCUGAAUCAAAUGUUUUGCGAACUCCGAAGCCCCGAUCUCAAAUGAUUCGCGAAACGCGAUUCGGAGUCCCGAUCUGAAUCAAAUCUUUUGCGAACUCCGAAGCCCCGAUCUCAAAUGAUUCGGGAAACGCACUUCGGAGUCCCGAUCUGAAUCAAUGUUUUGGAUCCGCCUUCAAGUCGCCAAACCCGCGUGACUGUCAAAUUCGUUUUGGUGCCGCCCAGAGGAUCAGCUCCGCGGGCGGCGCCGUCAAACAGCGGAUCCUGAGCGGACCUAUGCGUGCAUCAGUCGAGAAUUUCUUUGCUGGGACACGGUUGCGCUGAACCCUCUUUUGAAGCAGUAAAUGUGGAGAUGGUACAGGAGCACGAUUACAACAGCCGUCCAGUCCCAGUGCUCUUGCUGAGGCAUGGGAGAAAUAAAGGAGCUGGAAAAAACACCUGCUAGUGACAUCAGCAUCAUCUACACACCUGCUAGUGACAUCAGCAUCAUCUACACGCCUGUUAGUGACAUCAGCAUCGUCUACACGCCUGCUAGUGACAUCAGCAUCGUCUACACACCUGCUAGUGACGUCAGCAUCGUCUACACACCUGCUAGUGACAUCAGCAUCAUCUACACGCCUGUUAGUGACAUCAGCAUCGUCUACACGCCUGCUAGUGACAUCAGCAUCGUCUACACGCCUGCUAGUGACAUCAGCAUCGUCUACACGCCUGCUAGUGACAUCAGCAUCAUCUACACGCCUGCUAGUGACGUCAGCAUCGUCUACACACCUGCUAGUGACAUCAGCAUCAUCUACACACCUGCUAGUGACAUCAGCAUCAUCUACUCACCUGCUAGUGACAUCAGCAUCGUCUACACACCUGCUAGUGACGUCAGCAUCGUCUACACACCUGCUAGUGACGUCAGCAUCGUCUACACACCUGCUAGUGACGUCAGCAUCGUCUACACACCUGCUAGUGACGUCAGCAUCAUCUACACACCUGCUAGUGACAUCAGCAUCAUCUACACACCUGCUAGUGACAUCAGCAUCAUCUACUCACCUGCUAGUGACAUCAGCAUCAUCUACACACCUGCUAGUGUCAUCAGCAUCAUCUACACACCUGCUAGUGACAUCAGCAUCAUCUACUCACCUGCUAGUGACAUCAGCAUCAUCUACUCACCUGCUAGUGACAUCAGCAUCAUCUACACACCUGCUAGUGACAUCAUGCUUCUCUUCACCUGCUAGUAACUUGUCUGCUUUGUGUUAAGCAAAUUUUGCUAUCUUCUAGUAAGUUUAAGCUUUUGUUACCUUCUCAGCCAGAGUUUUAACCAACAUUAUACAUAUAAUCUUUCACAUACUUCUCAGUGUGCUUUUUUUUUU